Paramecium octaurelia is the source of this 3132-nucleotide messenger RNA. The record is from the annotation of a GenBank genome assembly. Lineage: Eukaryota; Ciliophora; Oligohymenophorea; Peniculida; Parameciidae.
AUGAGUAAAUAGAAGUAAACUGAUAAUAAAACUAAUGAAUAAUUUAUUAGUGAUUUGCGGUCUCUUUUUGAAGUCACUAGCAAUAGACACAAAUAGGAUAAGGAUUUCUUGAAAAAAUUUACAUCCCUCAUUAAAAAAGAAAAACUCAUUGAUAAAAAAAACAUCGUGAAUGAAUUGCUCAAUCUGUUUAAGCUGGCUUCCAAUUCUAAAACUCUUUAUUUUAAUACCAUUGUUGAUGGUCUAUUGCUUUUAUAAGCCAAAGACAUCAAUAUAAAUCUUGUAUUGGCUGAAGCAAUCAAAGGUCCAUGUUAAAUAGAUAAAAAAUCAAAAGAAAAUUAAGACAAUGAAGAAAUCAAACUCUUUUGCUUUCAAAAAUUGGAAAUCCAACAUGCAGAAACCCAACUCAACUUGUCCAAAGUAUUGGUUUUCAUGGAAAGAGUGUUAAAGAUGAUUUCCACCAAAACUAAAGAAGAAACCAAAAAAAUAUUUUAAUUCUUAACUUCAAUCCAGGACAUCCUCAGCCAACAAUUACAACUCUAGAGCUUAAUUUGUAUACUCAUACUCAAAAUUGUAUUGACUUUAAUGAAACACUCAGUACUCUAGAAGACAGACAUGAAGGUCUUGUAUAAUCUUAUAGAUGAAUAAAGUAUUCACUAAGUUUUUAAAAAUAUCUUAACGAUCGCAAAAACAACGUGUACUAUUCUAUUUAUAUUUUAGAUGUUCAUAAAUAUUAUCAUUACAUAUUCAAAAGUUGCUUCAUGCUAUUAUGUGAAAUUUGUAUCAAAAAUAAAAUGGCAGUCUACUUUUAAGCAUUUCUCUGCAGCCCCUUGAGCUAAACCCAUCUCAAAACUAUUUUUAACAUCAUCAAAGAAUUCAAUUAUCUAUUCUUCUAGGAUGUCAAAGAUUUGGUACUCAUUUUCAACUAUCUAUUAGCCAUAUUUAUUUGAAAAACCAAGAUUUCUUAUAGAUUAUCUCCCUACAAACUUUUUAUUAGGAUUGCUGAACAGAAAUCCAGGAAAUUGGAUGUGUGUAUAAAACUUCAUCCAAAAUCAUAUUCAAAUUGAUGACAAAUACUUAAAUUUUACAAUUGCCAACCUAGCAUAAAGACAAUCUAAAAUAGUAGACCCUGGUUACAUCUUCUAAUCAAAUAAAUUGUAUUGUUCUCAAUCACUAAUAUCUAGGAAAAAGAAAAACAUCAAUCAAAUAGAUCAAUUAUUAAUUGAGUCAAUAUAAAUGCAAUAAGACGUUGGAGAUUAUAACACCUAUAUUUAUUGCUAAUUGCAUUUACUUCUAUAUUUAAACUCCUAUGAUUUAACUAGUAAUUACUUCAGUAAAACAUAAAUAUCUUGUGAUUCAAGAUUUUUCAAGAGACUGUUCUUGCUGAAAUUAGAAGAUAAAAUGUAACCAUCUUAUAACUCAUAUUUAGCUAUAAAUAUUAAGAAAUUACAAAAUUAUCAAAACCCAGAUAAGGUACAAAUUAAUACUUUACCUUCUAAAUCAACAAACAGUUAAAGCAAUUAAAGUACCCUUUUUCCUAAACUUAAAUUAAAAACAUCUAUUAGGAUGUCAAAUAAAUGCUUAAUAUUAGUUAUCAUUUCUAAUUCCCAUUCAUUACUAAAUUUUCCUAAUAUGUCAAAGUACUCUUUAAAGAUCUGACUCAAUAAUUCUUAAACAAUACUCUAUUUCCAUUUGAUUACCAACAGUACUUUGGCUUAAGUAAGAUUUUCUCAAUUACAUAGUUAUGAUCUUAAGUUCAUAUUCGAAAUAAGCAUUCUAAGCCUUUAUAUUCUCAAUUUUCAAUUCAUUAUUGGUAAUGAAGAAGCCUCAUGUUGUGCAUUAAGGGUUGACGCAAUUGCAAUUGUCUGCUUUAGAAGAAGUUGGAGUUAUGUUUAAUGAGUUGAAUAUUGAAGAUUCUAUAUUUUAGCAAAUGAUAAUUGCAACUAUCCACUUCUUUACUACAUUUGAGAUAAAAAAAAAUUAAAAAUUGAAUCAAUUCACUCAAAUUCUAGAGAGAUUAAAGACGUAUUUAAGAUUGAAUUGGAAGAGUGAACAAGGCGUAUUAAAAUAAUACAAAUAACUUAUGUUGAUGGCAGUUGAUCGAUUUUUGAUGAUGAAUGGAUUAGGGUAAUUAUAAAAUAAUAAAUAGAGCAUAAUCUCUGAAAAAUAAUCAAAGUAAAUUUUUGAAGUUCUUCAAUACUCACUUAGUAAAUAACUGUGAUUUUAUUGAAAUUUUGAUUAAGAUAACCUAACAUAUCAAGAUUUAAGAAGUUUCAAAGUAUUUAGAAUAUUUAGGAGAGUGUUAUUUGGGAAGUCUGGCAAUUCAUAAGUAGAAUAGAAGUCUGAAAUUUUAAUUGUGUACAUAAGUAUCAAAGAGGAUUAUAUUAGAUUUUGUAUCAUCAUAGAUAGAAUGCUUUGAUUUAUUUGGAACAAAAUAUGAAGGAUCCAGAUCAACUUUAUGAAUUGCUAUAUUAUUUUCAGAGGGAGAAAAGAUUAAAACAAGAGUAACCAAAUGUUGAAUCAAAUGGAAGAUAUUAAUGUAGAAAGAAAUUAGUCUAUUUAUUCAUGAAAGAAUCGUAGUUUACAAAAGUGCAUUAUAAUUGUUUAUUGAAAUUAUUAAAAUGAAAAAAAAAUAAAAACAUAUAUGUUGGAUCUGCUACUAAACAAACAGUCACAAGCGAUUUAAACCAUGUAAUUGCAAAGGCUCUUUGUCAUAUAUUCAUAAAAAAUGCUUGAAUGAAUGGGCAACCAAGUAGUACAAUCAAAACAAUUAGAUAAUAAAAUGUCCUAAUUGCAAAUAUGAAUAUUUAUUUGCAAUAAAAGAGUGCUAUAAAGUAAACCUAAAGGUUAUUUAAGUUGCGUAAUUUUUCAACUUGGCAAUUUUUUGAUUCAAUAGAGAAGAUUGUUUUAAUUUGCAUGACACUAAGUUUAAUAAUAAUUUCUGGAUUAGAUUUUAUGUCUGUGUCAGAUUAUUUGCAGUCUGAUGAAAAUGAUAAGUAAGAAGUAACAAUGUUCAAAUGGGUAAAUAGAGUUCAUUUUGGAACAGUUUUAAUCAUACUCUGUUCGGCAACAUUCAAUAUAGUGCAGAUGGCAGUGAGUAAGUUUGAGUUGGAAAUUUUGGAUAUCCGAAAUUGA